Molecule: messenger RNA, 1461 nt
Organism: Coniosporium apollinis CBS 100218
Lineage: Eukaryota; Fungi; Ascomycota; Dothideomycetes
Exons: 1
Coding region: 1-1461 (486 amino acids)
Source: RefSeq, a predicted model, not a curated record
AUGGACAUAACGAUCGAGUUCCAGGGGCUCUCCGAGAAGCUCUCGCCAAGCUUGGCCAGCACUCUGACCGUGGGCAGCAGUACAGGCGUCGACAAGUCCACCUCGACCGAGUCGCUAGUGCUAGUAAAGCCAGUUCCGGACAAAGCGGGCAACCGCGUCUACCGAUAUCUUCGUUGGAACUUCUUCUCCGUAUACCGAAGACUCUUCUCGAUCGUCUUUCUUGGCAACCUCAUUCCGCUCAUUCUGAUUAUCCGCAAACUUGUUGUGGAUAGUCGAUAUGACGCUUACCACAGCAUUCCCACCAUUGCGGCAACGGCCACGAUGUCCAACGUCUUCACCUCUCUUAUCACACGGAAUGAACAUUUCGUCAACCUUCUCUUCCGCGUCGCCGUCAGCAUACCAACGCGCUCGCCGCUCUUCGCUCGCCGUCUAAUGGCCAAGAUGUACAGCUAUGGCGGAAUUCACAGCGGAUGCGGCGUAGCUGCCGUUGUCUGGCAUCUAGUGUAUCUGAUGGCUACUACCUUCUUGUUCGCACGCGGACGCCCUCUGGAAAUAGCCGUCGUUGUCAUCGGCUGGCUAGUCCUCUCGCUCUUUAUCGCAAUCCUGGUUUUUGCCCAUCCUCAUCUGCGCGCGACGCUGCACAACUACUUCGAGCUAGUGCAUCGCUGUGCGGGCUGGAGUAUCAUCGCUGCGGCGUGGGCACAAGUCAUGCUUCUAGCUGCCUUGACCGGGAAAGAGCAAGGGCAGACCCUCGGCCAGGUGCUGCUCGUUACACCAGGCUUCUGGCUCUUGCUUAGCUCCACGUGCCUGGUCAUCUAUCCUUGGACCCGACUCCGGCUCAAAGACGUGGAGGCGGAGCCUCUCUCGGACCAUGCUGUGCGCUUGCACUUCAAAGGUUCCAAUGCUGAAGCAUGCCAGACAGUUCGCUUGGCAGACAUUCCCCUCAAGGAGCUGCACUCGUUCGCGUGUAUUCCUGAGCCUAACGGGGGCAACGGCUACUCUGUCGUUAUCUCGGACGCCGGCGACUGGACCAAACGAAUUAUCCGCAAUCCGCCGCGCAAAAUCUGGGUGCGAGGUGUCCCGACCUUUGGCGUCCUGCGAGUGGCUACCUUGUUCAAGCCUGUCGUCAUCGUAGCCACAGGCUCAGGCAUCGGACCGUGUCUUGGCCUCUUCAACGGCUUUCCGUCUCUUCCCUGCCGUGUGCUCUGGUCUGCCCCAAGCCCGGAAACCACCUUCGGCAAAGACAUCAUCGACAUCGUUUACAGAGCUGAUCCCAACGCGGUCAUCAUCGAUACGCGAAAGUCUGGCCGCCAGGACAUGGUUCGUCUGACUUACGAGCUCUACAAGGAGGCUUCUGCUGAGGCUGUCCUAGUCAUUUCAAACCAGAAGCUCACGUGGAAGAUCGUCUACGGGAUGGAGACGCGCGGUGUGCCGGCAUAUGGGCCGAUUUGGGAUUCUUGA